GGAUGGGUAACUGUAGCAGGAGAUUAGCUGCUGGGGUAAGACAUUUUACGCUUUAAGGUAUUUAAGUGAGAUCUAGAAGGGGUUUAACCAUGGCCACAGCCAGUACUACAGAGAAUGGGCCGAGUUCGCGGUCCGAGGAGAGCCAAGAAGCGCAAACAAAUGUCAACGCCACAACUGAAUACUGCGCAAAGUUACAGGAAUGGAUGUGGCAGUACUACUGGGGCUAUGCAAAUUGGCAAAGCUGGAUGACUCUGACUACGUUUCCUUUUCCUCCGUGCAAUUUUCCCGUAGCUGGAAACUAUCAAGCGCCGACUGGAACUCCAUGGCACGUUGGACAACCAACUUUAGAUGCCCGAUAUGGGUACAACUAUCCGGGAAUAGGGUACCCCUUUCCAUUCCCUGCGCCCCCUACUACGGGUUUUCAGACAGGGCAGCAGAUGACAGCUGGGACACUGCCUCAUGAUGCAAGGCCAGUGCAACAACAGAACGGAAACGCACCUCAAGCAGGCCGGGAAUACACCAUCCCUUCUCCCCUCCACAGAUUCCUAGCAGAGACGGUGGACUUCUUUAUUUUAUUUUGCGUCAAGGCAACCAUCAUCCUGUGGAUUAUGCACCUUAGUGGCAUGAAGGACAUCACUAAGUUCGUCACCCACUUCAUAGUUGAGGAGAUAGAUGAGAACACGUCUAUGGAGGACCUGCAGAAGAUGAUGGCAGUAGCUCUGGUGUACAGGGUACUGGUCUGUUUCUAUGAGAUCAUCUGUAUCUGGGGUCUGGGCGGUGCCACCCCGGGGAAGAUCCUCCUGGGUCUUCAGGUCGUGACGUGUGACAGCUCAGUCCUGGUCCGACCCAACCGGGUCCUGGUGGUACCGGCAUCUAACGUCACCCUGUCAGCUUCCACGGUGCGGGCGUUGAACAAGAACUUCUCCAUUGCCUUCCUGUUCCCCGUCUUCAUUAUCCUCCUCUUCUUCCAACACAACAGGACUGUCUAUGACGUUGUAGCUGGAACCAUCGUGGUGCAGCGCAGAGGGGCCAGAUAAAAUACCCUAUAGUUGAUCUGAACAGGGUCCUGUUCAGUAUGGAACACCGUAGCAUAACACUUUGCAACAGAAAAUGUAAAUCUGUGUUCUUAUUGGACAUGUUCAGGUACCUUCCUGUUUCAUUAAGUAUGAAAACGUUUCUCUCCUAUUGAACACAACCCAGACCUUGGGCUUCUAGAACUGAACAGAAAGCCUGUAAUACAGAACUAGGCCUACAGUCUAUCCAUGGAUACAUGCGGCUCGGACUGAAACCCACUCAGGACAGAUUGGAGUUUGGUACAACAGUAUAAAGAAGUCUCAUGGGGAGGCCUCAGAACAGAAAAUCAUGGUUGUUUUAUCUUCUUCAUUCAUAAAGUAUGGUUACUAAACCUUUCCCUAGUUACUACAUAGCUAGACAAGCUGAAUAUUUCAAUGGAAUGUUCGACAAGUUGUAUUAGUGUAUGUGAUGUUUAUAUGCAGUUGUAGACUGACUCGUAUAUGGAUAAGGGCUUUUUCCAGGUCAAGAUGAAAGGUGAAAUGUGACAGGGUUGUUUGCACAGUGGCCAUUCUGCAUUGUCUAAAUGGAACGAAAAACUGUUA
Messenger RNA from Salvelinus sp. IW2-2015, 1616 nucleotides. Its product is annotated as protein FAM8A1. The record is from RefSeq and is a predicted model, not a curated record. NCBI's taxonomy places the organism in Eukaryota, Metazoa, Chordata, Actinopteri, Salmoniformes, Salmonidae.